Molecule: messenger RNA, 2698 nt
Organism: Nomascus leucogenys (northern white-cheeked gibbon)
Lineage: Eukaryota; Metazoa; Chordata; Mammalia; Primates; Hylobatidae
Gene: HDGFL3
Product: HDGF like 3
Biological process (GO): regulation of transcription by RNA polymerase II
Cellular component (GO): nucleus
Molecular function (GO): transcription coregulator activity; double-stranded DNA binding
Source: RefSeq, a predicted model, not a curated record
GCCCACCGCCCGCCCGCCAGCCGAGCAGCCGGGCUGGCGCGCUCGGUUUCUCCGCGAAAGCCGGCCGUGUACCUAGGAAUUAACCGGCCGGCGCGGGAGGGAAGGGGAGGGGAGCGGGGAGCGGGGAGCGGGAAGCGGGGCGGGAGGGGGGGGGAUGCUGAGCGCGCGCGAGAACAAUAAUAAGAUCGUGUUUGCGGUCGCUGCCCGAGAAGGAAUUCGGAGCAGACGCCAGGCCCGGCGCUCGCGCCGCGCCCGGGAGCCCGGGAGGGAGGCCGGCGGCGGCGGCGGCAUGAGGCAGGCGACGCGGCGCUGGUAAGCAGCGCGCGCGGCGGCGGCGGCGGCGGCAGCGGCGGCGGGGACCUUGGCGCGGCCGGACGCGGGCUAGCGCCUAACGGCCGGGGGCUCCCCUCCCCCGCUGCCGGGCCGUGAUUUGCCGGGCCUGCUGCGCCCCCCGCCCACCCCUUGCCUCAGCCGCCGCCUGGCCGCUUCCCCUCGUCGGAGCGGCCGCUAGUCCGCCCGGCUCCAGGCCCGCGGGGAGCGCGGCGCAGUCCGUUGGCCCGCGGGGGGGCGGCCUCCCGGCAUCUUCGCGGCGACCAAGGACUACCAGGAAGGGGAGCGGCUGGGAUGGCGCGUCCGCGGCCCCGCGAGUACAAAGCGGGCGACCUGGUCUUCGCCAAGAUGAAGGGCUACCCGCACUGGCCGGCCCGGAUUGAUGAACUCCCAGAGGGAGCUGUGAAGCCUCCAGCAAACAAGUAUCCUAUCUUCUUUUUUGGCACCCAUGAAACUGCAUUUCUAGGUCCCAAAGACCUUUUUCCAUAUAAGGAGUACAAAGACAAGUUUGGAAAGUCAAACAAACGGAAAGGAUUUAACGAAGGAUUGUGGGAAAUAGAAAAUAACCCAGGAGUAAAGUUUACUGGAUACCAGGCAAUUCAGCAACAGAGCUCUUCAGAAACUGAGGGAGAAGGUGGAAAUACUGCCGAUGCAAGCAGUGAGGAAGAAGGUGAUAGAGUAGAAGAAGAUGGAAAAGGCAAAAGAAAGAAUGAAAAAGCAGGCUCAAAACGGAAAAAGUCAUAUACUUCAAAGAAAUCCUCUAAACAGUCCCGGAAAUCUCCAGGAGAUGAAGAUGACAAAGACUGCAAAGAAGAGGAAAACAAAAGCAGCUCUGAGGGUGGAGAUGCAGGCAACGACACAAGAAACACAACUUCAGACUUGCAGAAAACCAGUGAAGGGACCUAACUACCAUAAUGAAUGCUGCAUAUUAAGAGAAACCACAAGAAGGUUAUAUGUUUGGUUGUCUAAUAUUCUUGGAUUUGAUACGAACCAACACAUAGUCCUUGUUGUCAUUGACAGAACCCCAGUUUGUAUGUACAUUAUUCAUAUUCCUCUCUGUUGUGUUUCGGGGGGAAAAGACAUUUUAGCCUUUUUUAAAAGUUACUGAUUUAAUUUCAUGUUAUUUGGUUGCAUGAAGUUGCCCUUAACCACUAAGGAUUAUCAAGAUUUUUGCGCAGACUUAUACAUGUCUAGGAUCCUUUUAUCAAGGCAGUUAUGAUCAUCAUUUUCCUGCCUUGACCCCACCAUCAUCAAACACUCAGUUAAAUAUAAAUUAACAUUUUUUAGAUGACCACUUAACAUAAUGCUUAAGAAUGGAAUUUCCUCUCUGUGACAGAACCCAGGAAUUAAUUCCUAAAUACAUAAUGUUGGUAUAUUGAAGACGAAAUUAAAAUUGUCCUUCAGUUUUGAGGCCAUGUGUAAAGUUUAACCAUAUUGUAAAAUAUCUAUUCCGUAUUAGAAAUAGCUAGUUGACAGCUUAUACUUCUCAAAAUUCAUAUUGUUAUGUACACAAACUAAGUUUCUAUAUGUGAAGUUAGUGAGUCUUUUUGUGUUACUCCAAAAUAAAGGCAAUGAUUUAUUUUUUUCCCAGUGCCAAUACAAUUUUGAGCUAAGCACUCAAGGUGGAUACUUUACAUUUUAAAGCUGGAAUCAGCAACAGCCCUAUGGGAAACCAGACAAAGCAUUGACUUUUAAAUGUAGACUUUUAAAAUAAACUGUUUUCUUUUGGAACUACAAUUAGAAUAGUUAAUAUUCAUCCUUAAACCAUUAUUAUGUGUACAUUAUUGUUGCUAUUGUGAUAAUAGAGAAUUUUAUUUAUUUUUAUGCCAGCUUAUAUUGUGAGAACACAGUCAGUCAGUUUGGGUUUUAUCAAUCCUGUUAAUGCUUGUCCUUGGAACAUCUUUCGCGUAUUCAAGGUUUGUAGUUGAAAAGUUUACUGUAAAAAAAUCAAAAACAAAAAAAUGUAUUGUUUUUACAGAAUAAAUUUAUUGGAAUGUGUACUGGGAGUAAGAUUUGAGGUUGUAAGCAAACUAAGUUAGUGUAAUUUGGCUUCAUAUAUGUAACGUGAGGUAUUAAUGUAAUUCAUAUAUUAAAGCAAAAAUUGUUCACAGCAAGCUGACAAUAGAAUCAAGUGCAGGUGAGGGUUUUCUUUUUCUUUUUUUUUUUUUAAACACUCUCUGGGUUUUAGAUUAUUUGAAAACACUGUAGGGGAUGAUGGGGAGAUGACUACAUGAUUUGCUUACACAUACAUAUUUACCAGCCCAGUGGACCCUAGAUUUUGUAACUUGAUAUUAUCCAUGCAUUGAUUUGUAUCCCAUUUUCUUUUGGUUUUCUUGGUGAGAGCUAAUAAAAACAUGAGAAAAUGUGA